Molecule: messenger RNA, 405 nt
Organism: Heterobasidion irregulare TC 32-1
Lineage: Eukaryota; Fungi; Basidiomycota; Agaricomycetes; Russulales; Bondarzewiaceae
Exons: 3
Coding region: 1-405 (134 amino acids)
Source: RefSeq, a predicted model, not a curated record
AUGGACAAUGGGCCGUUGUUAGUUGCAGAAUCAAAGCACUGCCCGCCUUCUUUUAACUAUGCGCGCCUACCGGCCCAUCAUUUUGGCGCAGGACAGACUCAUCCCCCUACAGCUACAGCUCUCCUGCGGCUCCCAGAGGAUACCCACAUACAGCUGUCAUUCUGUAUGUCUCAUGAUAACUGGAAAACAAACAAGAUAGGCAAGCCGUGCUACGAGAUGGCAGUGGGCAUCCAAAUGGAUGGAGAUGGAUGGAGAUGGAAGAGGAAGAGGAAUGACAAGAAGAUCGGCCAUGGCGAGUCUGCCGACGUCAUGGGUCUUCAUCUUGAAGAAAAAAGAGGACAAAGGCAUCUCUUCGCCUUCAGGUGCAUGUACAGACCAUCGCGACGACUGAGCUCCUGCAGAUGA